GCGUCCUGUCAAUUAGCCCUUUUUCCAAUUCCGCUUCUUUCUUCUUUACUAGUGAAGCAAAAAGAAGUGAGAAAUUGUUUCAGAGAAAAAAUAGCUUGAACGGAGAUGGCGGCAGAGUGUUCAAGUGAAGUAACAGAGAGAAGAGGAAUACCAGCAGCUUCAUUCGUACAAGAUGUUCAGUCAUAUCUUAACCAAUCUGGUCUUGAUGUCAACUCUGGUCUUUCUUUUCUCCAAGAAAGACUUCAACAGUACCGAGUGGUUGAAAUGAAACUUCUGGCCCAACAGAGGGAUCUUCAGGCAAAGAUUCCUGACAUAGAGAAAUGCUUGGAUAUAGUUGCUACUUUGCAAGCUAAGAAGGACAGCAGUGAGGCAUUAAUUGCUGAUUUUGAAGUGUCAGAAGGUAUUUAUUCCCGGGCUAAGAUUGAAGAUGCUGAAUCUGUGUGCUUAUGGCUAGGGGCAAAUGUCAUGCUGCAGUAUUCAUGUGAAGAGGCUACUGCCCUUCUUCAAACAAACUUGGAAAAUGCAAAAGCAAGUUUAGAGGUUCUUGUGGCUGAUUUACAAUUUCUGAGGGAUCAAGUGACAAUUACUCAGGUCACAACUGCUCGCGUAUACAACUGGGAUGUACAUCAACGUCGACUUCGACUGGCUACUACUCCCAAAGAAUCAGAAUCAUGAGAAACACCUUUCUUUUGAAAGAGGUGGUGGUAAAUGUUGCUUCACAGAAUACGAUUCAGAUCUUUUUGGUUCAUCUUUGUAGGUUGAUUUUUGAACUAUCCUUGUUUCUACGUGUAAGAAACAAAAAUGUGAUUUGGCCAAAGAAACAAAUUAUGAGUUGGCUGAGUUUAUUGUGCUUUUGCGACACGAUUUAGAAUGUAAUGGGACCACUUUUGGGGAACAUUAUUGAAUCAUGGGAUAACUAUGCAUUUUUGGCUAA
This is a messenger RNA of Lycium ferocissimum, 934 nucleotides long. Its product is annotated as prefoldin subunit 3-like. Bases 106 to 675 code for a protein of 189 amino acids. Gene Ontology annotation, biological process: tubulin complex assembly; microtubule-based process; protein folding. The transcript has 6 exons. Gene Ontology annotation, cellular component: prefoldin complex; cytoplasm. Gene Ontology annotation, molecular function: tubulin binding. Lineage: Eukaryota; Viridiplantae; Streptophyta; Magnoliopsida; Solanales; Solanaceae. The record is from RefSeq and is a predicted model, not a curated record.